CGCGCACACAUGCAAAACGAAGCAUGUGCAGGCAUGCGUACAAAUGGACACGCGCCUUUUGCAUAUGCUUGCAUACAUGCACAUGUACAUGUCAAGCAGCUCAGUUCAAGGUCAUGGGGAGGCCAAAUGCUAAAACACAUUUGCUGUACAAAUGGCAGGCGGAGCUGGGCGAGGAUUGCUUCGAGCCCCACAAUGGCUACAUGCACUGCACCUUGUGCAACAGAUUGUUAACUGCCAAUCGGCGCGUGCAGCUAGUGCGGCAUUUGCACUGCUCUGGCCACAUGCAGAACGAGUUCCAGGCAGCAAAACACGAACAACAACAAAAGGGAAACAGUACAACAACAAAUGCCGAAACGGAUAGCUUUGUCGAUGUUGUGGGCGUGUCGGACAUUGAGGAUGCGUCCCAAAAUGAGCGCAGCUUUCAGCUGGACCUAUGCGCCGCUUUGCGCUCUGCCAACAUACCACUGUGCGUACUGGACAAUGGGCGAUUCCGGCAAUUUCUGGGCAAAUAUACGCAUCGGGCCAUACCCGACGUUGCCGACAUUUAUUGGGCGUGCGUGUCAGAAAUACAGACUAAAUAAAUUGAACGAAACUAAA
This is a messenger RNA of Drosophila virilis, 597 nucleotides long. RefSeq lists its product as uncharacterized. The record is from RefSeq and is a predicted model, not a curated record. NCBI's taxonomy places the organism in Eukaryota, Metazoa, Arthropoda, Insecta, Diptera, Drosophilidae.